Caenorhabditis remanei is the source of this 807-nucleotide messenger RNA. RefSeq lists its product as uncharacterized. Bases 1 to 807 code for a protein of 268 amino acids. The record is from RefSeq and is a predicted model, not a curated record. NCBI's taxonomy places the organism in Eukaryota, Metazoa, Nematoda, Chromadorea, Rhabditida, Rhabditidae. Gene Ontology annotation, cellular component: membrane. The transcript is spliced from 5 exons.
AUGGACGUUCAUGUCGCCAUCUCUCGAUGUGAAGACUACUCUGAAACGGUGGCUCGUAAAACGAAAAAAGUACUCCCUACAAUCGGACGUCUUCUUUUGGUCUCCACUUUUAUCGAAGACGCGAUUCGACUGAUGUUCAACACAAGAGAACACGCGGAUUGGUUCGCGAAUCUCUGGGGACUGAACAACCAUUUCGCCUACUUUCUCACUGUUGUCAUGGCUCUCAAUCUGAUUUGUGGAACGCUUUUUGUGAUGCUUCGAUACAAGGUCCCCGCUUCAUGUACCGUUCUCGCGGUGACCGUUUUCAGUCAAGUGGUUCUCUAUGAAUUAUACUCAACCUAUCAUAUCUUGACACGAAAUAUGUCGAUUCUCGCCGCCAUUCUACUUCUUGUCACAGAGAAUAUGCUUCGAAAACCGCAGAAAUAUAGUCAGUUGCCGAGGGAUGAGAACGAGUUUGAGGUGACUUCCGUGAUGCUCUGUGCUUGUCGUCUAUUCCUAAACCUAAUGUUAGUUUCGAUGGUUCACUUCGAUAUGAGCUACAAACGUCUCUUCCUCUGUUUAAUUUCCUACUCUAUGAUGUUUUUCGUUUGGACUGGAUACAAGACUCGAAUGAUGAGUUUCAUAUUAUCCGGAUGGCUUCUCGCUUAUAAUAUCAUGUUGAAUGACUUCUGGAAUCGGGAUUCUGUCUCUUCCCAAUGGGUUCGUUAUGACUUCUUCCAAGCACUUUCUGCAGUCGGUGGUCUUCUUCUCUUGAUUCAUACCGGACCUGGAGAGCUAUCAAUUGAUGAGAUGAAAAAGAAGUGGUGA